AUGCUAGAACAAUUGGACAGUUUGGUCCAAAAGUUAGCAAAGGGAAAAGACGAAAGUCCACAAAUUCAGAGGGAGACUGGGGGAGAAAGUUCUGCAAAGUUUGAAACCCCGGGGGGAAUAAAUCAAAUUCCGGAUGAUAUGAAAGAAAAGUGCUACAUCUGGGGGACGAGACUGAAGGAAGAUGCAAAGGGCAAUACUGACGAGUUUGAGGAGAUAUGCACUCUGAUUGGCCAAGGAGAAUACAUUUUGAUGAGAACGCACCUUGCAUCCCUCCAGGCAAAAAGUGAUAUAGAAUGUCAGAUUGUAUCUGCCGUCUGCCUCAUCCUAAACCAGAAAAAGGAAAAGAGGUUUCAGGCACAAAUAUACUGUCUCCCCCCCGAUAUUGUGAGCAUGGCACUUUCGGAUCACCCAAGGGGGGAAUUCAUAUCUCAGAAAACGAACAGAGAAUUCAUGGUGGAAGCCUACCCCAGUUUCAUUCCCUUCAUAGAUAGAAAAAAAUUAAGUUCGCAUCCAUAUAUUUUUGCUCCUGUUUGCCACUCGGGACAUUGGUGGUUAUGGCUAAUAAAUACAAGAACGCGGAAAUGUCAAAUACUUGACCCGCUACACAAAAAAGCUCCAAGCCCUGAGAGAAAGGACAUUAAUAAAUUCACUGGAUAUGUAUUUUCAAGAUUGAUAGCAUAUGCCGGCGGGAAACCUCUCGAGAAAGGCGAGAAGGAGAAGGAAAUUAAAGCACCAUAUGUUAAAAUUUCAGGCCAAAAAACAAGCUAUGACUGCGCUAUCUACGUAAUGAAGUGGCUUGAGUUAAUAGAGCCGGAAAACAUUAAAAAGGGGAAGUAUGAAUGGGAUAAUUGGACACAGGAGGAGGUGGACCACUAUAGAGUGGAGUAUGCUUCCCGGAUACUAUUCAGUGAGAUGAAUACACAGAGAGAUCAGGCAAUUAGAGAGAGUAGUGCUAUAAGGUUGUCGAAGCCAUUCUCUGUAUUAUUGAGUCCGUUUUGUCAGAUUAAUUCUGCUGAUAUAGAAACUGGGUAG
This is a messenger RNA of Arachis stenosperma, 1032 nucleotides long. RefSeq lists its product as uncharacterized. Gene Ontology annotation, molecular function: cysteine-type peptidase activity. Gene Ontology annotation, biological process: proteolysis. NCBI's taxonomy places the organism in Eukaryota, Viridiplantae, Streptophyta, Magnoliopsida, Fabales, Fabaceae. The record is from RefSeq and is a predicted model, not a curated record. Bases 1 to 1032 code for a protein of 343 amino acids. The transcript is spliced from 7 exons.